Molecule: messenger RNA, 646 nt
Organism: Cladocopium goreaui
Lineage: Eukaryota; Dinophyceae; Suessiales; Symbiodiniaceae
Source: the annotation of a GenBank genome assembly
GUGUCACCAUCGCUGCUAUGGCGCGUCCGCGCCAGCCCUGGCAGCCCACGCGCAACGCCGCAAGCUGCGAGACGCGGCGCUUGCUGCGGCCGGUGGCGGGGCUGAAGGAGGGUGUACAGCUGCCAAAAGGAGUGGAGGAGGAACUUCGUGAAAGCAUCGACAGGAAGGCGUGGCUCCCUACCGCGGGAGCUACUGCUGAGCCGCGAAGAUGGUGGGGAUCUGCCACCCCAGCAGCGGUGGAUCUUCGAAAAAACGCUGCAGCAUCACACGGCCGACGCCUGGAUGCAGAGGGUGGAAGCCUUGGACAAGGCGGAAGGUUGUUCCAUCUGCUUGGAGGACAUGGCUGUGGCUUCGGAGGCCGUGAGGCUGCCAUGUGGCCACUGCUAUCAUCCCAGAUGUCUUAAGAAUUGGUUCGUGAGAAAGCUGCGAUGCCCCUUGUGCAAUGUUGCAGUGGAAUGAGUGGAGCGUGGGUGACAACUCAGAUAUUUGCAGCGCCAAAAGGCAGCUUCUUGUGACCUUCUGGGUGCGAUCAAUUUUCAAGUAGAGUUCCUCCCCAUUUUUGAACUGGGGCCGGCGUAACGCUGCCGUUCGCGUUGAACGCUGAACGAGGACCGGUCCUCACAAAGACGGAGCAAACUUGAGACGC